Messenger RNA from Xenopus tropicalis (tropical clawed frog), 1527 nucleotides. RefSeq names its product RNA binding motif protein X-linked (gene rbmx). Bases 122 to 1234 code for a protein of 370 amino acids. Gene Ontology annotation, cellular component: organelle; nucleus. Gene Ontology annotation, molecular function: nucleic acid binding; RNA binding. The record is from RefSeq and is a predicted model, not a curated record. The transcript has 9 exons. Lineage: Eukaryota; Metazoa; Chordata; Amphibia; Anura; Pipidae.
AGCCUCACUUUGGCACAGUGACGUCGGUACUAUUUAAAGGACGUGCUUUCUUUGUCUGCGGUCAUUUUCAUUGCGUUCCGGUGCGGCGUUUGGUAGUGUCUGUGAGGUUUAUUCUGUCACCAUGGUUGAGGCUGAUCGCCCAGGCAAAUUGUUUAUUGGUGGUCUGAACACAGAAACUAAUGAGAAGGCUCUGGAGGCUGUGUUUUGCAAAUAUGGCCGUGUUGUUGAAGUUCUUUUAAUGAAAGACAGAGAGACAAACAAAUCAAGGGGGUUUGCCUUUGUUACAUUUGAAAGCCCUGCCGAUGCCAAAGAUGCUGCUAGAGAAUUGAAUGGAAAGGCAUUGGAUGGCAAACCUAUAAAGGUUGAGCAAGCAACCAAACCAUCUUUCAGUGCUCCAAGCAGACGUGGACCACCUCCCCCACCCAGAAGCCGUGGGCCUCCAAGAGGACUCAGAGGAUCAAGAGGAGGAGGAUCCUCAAGAGGGCAGAUGCCUUUGAAGAGGGGACCGCCACCAAGAAGUGGUGGUCCUCCACCAAAAAGAUCUGCUCCAUCUGGCCCUGUUCGCAGCAGUGGAAUGGGAGGUAGAGCUCCACUCUCACGUGAAAGGGAUGGCUAUGGUGCACCACCCCGCAGAGACCCAAUACCAUCUCGACGAGAUGUUUAUAUGUCCCCUAGGGAUGAUGGCUACAGUGGAAAAGAUAGAUAUGAUGGAUAUUCAGGCAGAGAUUAUGGAAGUUCCAGGGACUCUAGAGAUUAUGGUCCACCACCAAGGGAUUACGCUUACAGAGACUAUGGUCAUUCAAGUUCUCGUGAUGACUAUGGAUCCAGAGGUUACAGUGAUCGUGAUGGUUAUGGUGGCCGUGACAGUAGGGAUUAUUCAGAUCAUCCAAGUGGAGGUUCUUACAGAGACUCUUAUGAGAGCUAUGGUAACUCACGUAGUGCUCCACCUGCAAGAGGGCCCCCGCCAUCAUAUGGUGGAAGCAGUCGAUAUGAUGAUUACGGCAGCACUCGGGAUGGAUAUGGAGGGCGAGACAGUUACUCAAGCAGCAGAAAUGAUAUCUACUCAAGUGGGCGUGAUCGAGUUGGCAGACAAGAGCGAGGGCUACCACCCCCAAUGGAUAGGGGAUACCCACCUCCACGUGAUUCUUACAGCAGUUCAAGCCGUGGUGGGCCCAGAGGUGGAGGCCGCGGUGGCAGCCGAUCAGACAGAGGAGGUGGUAGAAGCAGAUAUUAAACCUUUAAUAUGGACCAAAGACGUUACAAAAAAAAAAAUCAGGAGAAAGUGGCUAUUCUGCCUCUACCACCAGCGGACUACUUUAAGAAAGUUUGUUUUUUAUUUAUCUUUAAAUUUUUUUACUUGUAAGUUUUCUCCUCCAUGGAAUUCAGGCUCAUGUGGGAAAGUUUAAAUGCUUAAUCUCAAGUUCUGUUAGUAUUUUUUUUUUUUCUUUGAUAUGUACAUUGUGUAGUAUGAGCUGUGUAUUAGUGUUGUAACUUUUUUCAAAGUAAAGUUUCACUAAAACGCCACAA